UCAGUGAAUCAAAACAUGACGCGAAAUUUGAGGACAACUGACACUUCCGGUCUGGACAUGACGAUAAGAGCAGUACCAAUUGGCACCUUUGAAAAUGAGUGCCACACUGAAAUUAUAAAGCACAUAGAUAUAAAUAAUAAAUCGCCAGUCCUUGAAUCCUUCGGCGAUAUUAACCGUGGGCCAAUCUCGAUUGCUGGUCCAUCUGUGGCUCGAGAGCUAUCACAAGAGGGCGAUACUCACAAUAUAUCGAAAGUGGCAUUCACAUCUGGAGAGGAAGCAACAGCCCAAGGACCUAGUUGGGAGAAGGAAAGAGCGAUGAUUACAACGUGCUCCUCACUGACAGGCGAAGAGAUGCAGCUUAUGAUGCUGCUCUUCCUGAAGUUGCAGUUCGUUGCAGAAAAAAAAGGAGCUGGAUGAAAGAUUUCACAAUUUGCAAAUGUAGUUUUAAAUGAAUAUAUCAUGAGCAAUAGAUGGAAGUACUUCAUCUUCAAACGUUCUUUUUGGAAAAAAAAACAAAAUAAUAGGAAUUUGCAUUACCCUACUGCAGUCG
Messenger RNA from Penaeus monodon (black tiger shrimp), 550 nucleotides. RefSeq lists its product as uncharacterized. Bases 16 to 417 code for a protein of 133 amino acids. The record is from RefSeq and is a predicted model, not a curated record. Lineage: Eukaryota; Metazoa; Arthropoda; Malacostraca; Decapoda; Penaeidae. The transcript is spliced from 2 exons.